Messenger RNA from Peromyscus californicus insignis, 3448 nucleotides. It is a transcript of the gene Rbm10, whose product is annotated as RNA binding motif protein 10. Gene Ontology annotation, cellular component: nucleus. The transcript has 24 exons. Gene Ontology annotation, molecular function: RNA binding. The coding region runs from base 217 to 3237 and encodes 1006 amino acids. Lineage: Eukaryota; Metazoa; Chordata; Mammalia; Rodentia; Cricetidae. Gene Ontology annotation, biological process: mRNA splicing, via spliceosome. The record is from RefSeq and is a predicted model, not a curated record.
CGGAGCGCCGGCUCCCUUCUCCUCGUCGCCAUUUUGUGUUGGUGACUGUGGCCGGCUAGGAGGAGGCGGCACUGAGUUUCCUUGGGAGGGCAGCGCGUCGGGCGCGUCUCCCCUCCCCCUUUCCUCUCUUUUGCUCCUAGCCUUGGACUUGGUUGUUGCAGGCGUCGGCUCCCGUUGAACUAGCAGUUCUGGAGGAGGUGGCGGCUGGUGGAGGUGAUGCCUGGGAGCCCUCCCUUGACAGCCCGGGCCGAGAAGGUGAGCGCCGUUGAGGGUGGUAGGGGCCGAGGUAAGGGAGCGGGACGUGCGCGCGGUGGUGGGGAGUCUCUGCAGGAGGCAUCACCCAGGCUGGCAGAUCAUGGUGGCAGCAGCGGGGGUGGCUGGGAAGUGAAACGGAGCCAGCAACUGAGGCGGGGCCCCAGCAGCUCCCGAAAAUCCUAUCAGGACAUGGAGUAUGAAAGACGAGGUGGUCGUGGUGACAGGACUGGCCGCUAUGGAGCCACUGAUCGCUCACAGGAUGAUGGAGAGAACCGCAGCCGGGACCAUGAUUAUAGAGACAUGGACUACCGCUCAUACCCCCGAGAGUAUGGCAGUCAAGAGGGCAAACAUGAGUAUGACGAUUCAUCUGAAGAGCAAAGUGCAGAGGAUUCCUACGAGGCCUCCCCGGGCUCCGAGACUCAGCGUAGGCGGCGGCGGCGGCACAGGCACAGUCCCACUGGCCCGCCAGGCUUCCCCAGAGACGGCGACUAUCGGGACCAGGACUAUCGGACCGAGCAAGGGGAGGAGGAGGAGGAUGAGGAGGAGGAUGAGGAGGAGGAGGAGGAGAAGGCCAGUAACAUCGUCAUGCUGAGGAUGCUGCCACAGGCAGCCACUGAGGAUGAUAUCCGUGGCCAGCUGCAGUCCCAUGGUGUUCAAGCACGGGAGGUCCGGCUGAUGCGGAACAAAUCCUCAGGUCAGAGCCGGGGCUUCGCCUUCGUCGAGUUUAGUCACUUGCAGGACGCUACACGAUGGAUGGAAGCCAAUCAGCAUUCCCUCAACAUCCUGGGCCAGAAGGUAUCCAUGCAUUACAGCGACCCCAAGCCCAAGAUCAAUGAGGACUGGCUGUGUAAUAAGUGUGGUGUCCAGAACUUCAAACGGCGUGAGAAGUGCUUCAAAUGUGGUGUGCCCAAAUCAGAGGCAGAGCAGAAGCUGCCCCUUGGCACCCGGCUGGAUCAGCAGGCACUGCCGCUGGGCGGGCGGGAACUAAGCCAGGGCCUACUCCCACUGCCGCAACCCUACCAGGCCCAGGGAGUACUGACCUCCCAAGCCCUGUCACAGGGUUCAGAGCCAAGCUCCGAGAACGCCAAUGACACCAUUAUUUUGCGCAACCUGAACCCACACAGCACCAUGGACUCCAUCCUGGGGGCCCUAGCACCCUAUGCAGUGCUGUCCUCCUCCAACGUGCGUGUUAUAAAGGACAAGCAGACCCAGCUGAACCGAGGCUUCGCCUUCAUCCAGCUCUCCACCAUCGUGGAGGCAGCCCAGCUGCUGCAGAUCCUGCAGGCCCUGCACCCUCCGCUCACCAUCGAUGGCAAGACCAUCAACGUGGAGUUUGCCAAGGGUUCUAAGAGGGAUAUGGCCUCCAAUGAAGGCAGUCGCAUCAAUGCUGCCUCUGUGGCCAGCACUGCCAUUGCUGCUGCCCAGUGGGCAAUCUCACAGGCCUCCCAGGGUGGAGAGAGUGCCUGGGCUGCCCCUGAGGAGCCACCGGUCGACUACAGCUACUAUCAACAGGAUGAGGGCUAUGGCAGCAGCCAGGGCACAGAUUCCCUCUAUGCCCAUGGCUACCUUAAGAACACCAAGGGCCCUGGCAUGACUGGGACCAAAGCGGACCCAGCUGGAGCAGGUCCUGAGGCCUCCCUUGAGGCUGGGGCAGACUCUGUGUCACUGCAGGCUUUCUCCCGAGCCCAGCCUGGUGCUGCCCCUGGGCUCUAUCAGCAAUCAGCUGAGGGAAGCAGUGGCCAGGGCACAGCUUCCAACAGCCAGUCAUAUACCAUCAUGUCACCUGCUGUGCUCAAGUCUGAGCUCCAGAGCCCUACUCAUCCCAGCUCUGCCUUACCACCAGCUACCAGUCCCACUGUCCCAGAGUCCUACAGCCAGUACCCUGUCCCUGAUGUCUCCACUUACCAAUAUGAUGAGACAUCUGGCUACUACUAUGACCCCCAGACUGGUCUGUACUAUGACCCCAACUCCCAGUAUUACUACAAUGCUCAGAGCCAACAGUACCUAUACUGGGAUGGGGAGCGGCGGACCUACAUACCUGCCUUGGAGCAGUCUGCUGAUGGACAUAAGGAGACGGGGGCAUCAUCAAAGGAGGGAAAAGAGAAGAAAGAGAAGCAUAAGACAAAGACAGCCCAACAGAUUGCCAAGGACAUGGAGCGGUGGGCCCGUAGUCUCAACAAGCAAAAAGAAAACUUCAAAAACAGCUUCCAGCCUAUUAGUGCCCUACGAGAUGAUGAAAGGCGGGAAUCGGCCACUGCAGAUGCAGGCUAUGCCAUCCUUGAGAAGAAGGGAGCACUAGCUGAAAGACAGCACACCAGCAUGGAUCUCCCAAAGUUGGCCAGUGAUGACCGCCCAAGUCCACCUCGAGGUCUGGUGGCAGCCUACAGCGGGGAGAGUGACAGUGAGGAGGAGCAGGAGCGAGGAGGUCCUGAGCGGGAAGAAAAGCUCACAGACUGGCAGAAGCUAGCCUGUCUGCUCUGCCGCCGCCAGUUUCCCAGCAAGGAGGCACUCAUCCGGCACCAGCAGCUCUCUGGGCUCCACAAGCAAAACCUUGAGAUUCAUCGGCGAGCCCACUUGUCAGAAAACGAAUUGGAAGCACUAGAAAAGAAUGACAUGGAGCAAAUGAAGUACCGAGACCGUGCAGCUGAACGCAGGGAGAAGUAUGGUAUCCCGGAGCCACCAGAGCCCAAAAGGAGGAAAUACGGUGGCAUAUCUACAGCCUCUGUUGACUUUGAACAGCCCACUCGGGAUGGAUUAGGCAGUGACAACAUUGGCAGUCGCAUGCUCCAGGCCAUGGGCUGGAAAGAAGGCAGUGGUCUAGGUCGCAAGAAACAGGGCAUUGUGACACCCAUCGAGGCCCAAACACGGGUUCGAGGUUCUGGCCUGGGUGCCCGGGGCAGUUCUUAUGGGGUCACCUCAACAGAAUCCUACAAGGAGACACUGCACAAGACAAUGGUGACCCGCUUCAAUGAGGCCCAGUGAACAACUUUGAAAGCAGUUUCUACAGGCGUGGGGUGUCCAUCCAGGGACAGAGAAGAUGAGGUGUGAAGUGGUCUGAGGGAGGCUCUUCUGUCUACCAGCCUGCUCCCCAGCCAGAGAAGCUCUCACCAAAUUAGACUUGAAGUUGGUGACUUUUGCUGGGAAAUUGGGCUCAAAUCAUGUUCCUUUUGUAAUAAAAUCUAAAAAGCCUGCA